AUGGUGUUAUUCAGAAGUUUUGUCUUCCUCUUAGUCCUAUACCUGCUGCAGGGGUCCGAUACUUCCUUUGUUCGGCUGAAUAACAAUGGCUAUGAAGGCAUCAUCAUUGCUAUAAACCCUGGUGUGCCAGAAAAUGAAGCACUAAUUGAAAAAAUAAAGGACAUGGUGACUGCAGCUUCUACUUACCUAUUUGAAGCCACAGAAAGAAGAUUUUUUUUCAAAAAUGUAUCAAUAUUAAUUCCUGAUACUUGGGAGGAAAAGCCUCAAUACAAGAGACCAAAACAUGAAAGCUACACACAUGCUGAUGUUUUAGUUGCACCACCUACCCUACCAGAUAGAGAUGAACCAUACACCAAGCAUUUAAACUCUGAAGAAAAAGGAGAAUACAUUCAUUUCACCCCUGACGUUGUACUUGGAAAAAAACAAAAUGAAUAUGGACCACCAGACAGACUACUUGUCCAUGAAUGGGCCCAUCUCCGCUGGGGAGUUUUUGAUGAGUACAAUGACGAUGAACCUUUCUACAGUGCUUCGUCUAAAAGAAUUGAAGCAACAAGGCAUGAUCAUUUAUAUUUUCUUCAGUUACUUCAGGCUAUCACUUCCUUAGUUGUUAAAUUCUGUAAUAAACAAAACCAUAAUGAAGAAGCUCCAAGCCUACAAAACAAAAAGUGCGAAUUCAGAAGCACAUGGGAGGUGAUCAGCAAUUCUGAGGAUUUUAGAAACACCACACCUAUGGUGGAAUCACCCCCUUCACCUGUCUUCUCAUUGCUGAGGAUCAGAGAUAGAAUUGUGUGCUUGGUUCUUGAUAAAUCUGGAAGCAUGGGGGGUUAUAACCGCCUAAAUCGAAUGAAUCAAGCAGCAAAAUAUUUCCUGCUACAAGUUGUUGAAAAUGGAACCUGGGUGGGGAUGGUGCAUUUCGAUAGUACUGCCAACAUCAAAAGUAAGCUAAUCCAAAUAAUAAGCACCAACGAAAGAAAUAUGCUCAUGAACAGCUUGCCUACAGCAGCUAGUGGGGGAACUUCCAUCUGCGCUGGAAUUAAAGCAGCAUUUCAGCUGUCUAUGCAACAGAUUUUAUACACUGAAGCCUUGUCAGAGGAAAGUCUGGUCAAAGAAAGAAAAGAAAUAUUUAAUGCCACACUCUGCAAUUAUAUUUUUGUACUAUUUUCUAGAAAGCAACCUAAUAAAUAUAUUUACAUUUUAGGAGGAAAGCAUUUGUUUGUCUCAGAUGAAGUCCAGAACAAUGGCCUCAUUGAUGCUUUUGGGACCCUUGCAUCAGGAAAUGCUGAUAUUUCGCAGAAGUCUAUUGAGAUUGAAAGUAAGGGAUUAACACUCAAUGAUAAUCACUGGAUGAAUGGAACUGUAAUAAUUGAUAGCACUGUGGGGAAGGACACAUUCUUUCUCAUCACAUGGGUAAAACAGCAGCCCAUUAUUUCUCUCUUGGAUCCUAAUGGAACACCAAUGAACAUUUUCACAGUGGAUGCUACUUCCCAAAUGGCCUAUUUCAGUAUUCCAGGAACUGCAAAGGUGGGUGUUUGGACUUACAGUCUUCAAGCCAAAGCAAACUCAGAAACAUUAACUAUAACAGUUAAUUCUCGAGCAGCAAAUUCUUCUGUGGCCCCAAUCACAGUGAACGCUAAAAUGAAUAAAGACACAAACAGCUUCCCCAGCCCAAUGAUUGUUUACGCAGAAAUUCUACAAGGGAAUAUACCCAUUCUUGGAGCCAAUGUGACUGCAUUCAUUGAAUCAAGUAGUGGAAAAACAGAAGUUUUGGAACUUUUUGAUAAUGGUGCAGGUGCUGACACUUUCAAGGAUGAUGGGGUCUACUCCAGAUAUUUUACAGCUUAUUCAGAAAAUGGCAGAUAUAGUUUAAAAGUACGAGCUCAUGGAGGAGCAAACACUGCCACACAAAAUUUAAGGCAUCCACCAAAUAGAGCUGUAUACAUCCCAGGCUGGGUAGUGGAUGUUAAACAGUAUAUCAUAAGAACAAGUGGAAGUAUUCUGGAUCUAAGAGACAAGUUUGAUGAUGCUCUGCAAGUAAACACUACUGAUCUGCUACCAAAUGAGGCCAACUCCAAGGAAACCUUUACAUUUAAACCAGGAAAUAUCUCAGAAGAAAAUGCAACCCACAUAUUCAUUGCCAUUCGAAGUGUGGAUAAUAGCAAUUUGAGAUCAAAAGUAUCCAACAUUGCACAAGCAGCUUUGUUUAUUCCUCAAGGAGAUCCUGAUGAAAUACAUCCAAAUCCUAAUCCUGGAAUUAGCAUUUCUUCUUUGGUGCUGUUAGUGGUUGGAUGCAUGGUCCUUGUUAGUAUUAUUUUAAGUGUCACUAUUUGUAUCUUAAACAAGAAAAACAAUCCAAACCAACCUAGAACAGCGUUUUAA
This is a messenger RNA of Myotis davidii, 2376 nucleotides long. RefSeq names its product calcium-activated chloride channel regulator 4-like. Gene Ontology annotation, molecular function: intracellularly calcium-gated chloride channel activity. The record is from RefSeq and is a predicted model, not a curated record. NCBI's taxonomy places the organism in Eukaryota, Metazoa, Chordata, Mammalia, Chiroptera, Vespertilionidae.